Molecule: messenger RNA, 1863 nt
Organism: Plasmopara halstedii
Lineage: Eukaryota; Oomycota; Peronosporomycetes; Peronosporales; Peronosporaceae
Exons: 6
Coding region: 1-1863 (620 amino acids)
Biological process (GO): signal transduction
Cellular component (GO): cytoskeleton
Source: RefSeq, a predicted model, not a curated record
AUGAUUUGUCAGAUCUCGAGUUACGAAUUGGAUAGAAGAAUUGACGAAGACUCGCGCCCUAUGCCGUUUGCUCAGCUUUUCCAUCUUACACCAGACUGUCUGCUUUCUAGAAAGUUUUUGAGAGGCAGCAAAAUAGGAAAACCUCAAGCUGUGAUUGAGCCCGCUCCCGCAAAAAUGUUUGAUGUUCAUCCAUUGCAUGAAUAUGCACAGACAUACUUUAACCUUACGCUUCCGCGCGUUUCAAUUUUCCACAAACCUGUUAACAUUGAUUUGAAGAAGCGCCUGGAAUGGGAAAAUACUAUCAUCUCGACUCCCUUGACACGUCUUUCGAAAGAUCAAGUUGAAGUCGCAAUUCAAGCCUUCCGCAACGUUUCCGGCUUUAUGGGGAACCGAGCAAGUGGCAAAAGUCAGAUUGACCACUGCUUUAAGCUUCUACGCAAUGUCGUUCACCGAUCCCCCGCACUGAAGGACGAAAUUUACUGCCAGCUCUGCAAACAACUCACUUGCAACCCCAGUACCAACGCUAUUUUGAACGGGUGGUUGCUUUUAAACGCGUGUCUCGUGACAUUUCCACCGUCUCCACCAUUGACUAGAAGUCUGGAAAAAUUUAUAAUCGCUCAUACGCGUGCAGAUGGCAACUCCAAGUUUUACUCCGAAAUGAUAGCGUACGCCCAAGAAGCACUCGUGUCUUUAGCAUGUAGUGCGACUCAAGGCGAGCGCAAAGAAAUACCAAGCGUUGCAGAGUUGAAAGCACUUCAACGACAUGUUCCUAACGACAUCACCGUAAUGCUUGCAGACGGAUCAAGCCUAAUAAUGCAGGUUAGUGCAUGGACAACAAGCCAGGAGCUUGCUAGUCUUGUUGCGCACAAAUUAGGUGUGUGUCACGAAAAAGCUUUCGCUCUCUUCGAGACAAAUAAAGAAGAGCAAGAAUUUAUUGUACCCGACGAUGAGCGUGUCUUGGAUCUAUUCGCUGAAUGGGAGCGCACUUACAUUGAUGCAAACGAGGUCGAGAAAAAGGAAAAGAGUAGCGGUAGCUUAAAUAGCAUAUCAGAAAAAAUCGCGACUCAACCUGCUAUAGAAGGGUACCACCUCGUGUAUAAGGCCUAUCUGUGGGUACAUGUGGAGGAUGAAACUGCAGCUGAUGUGGACCUUUACUACUUACAAGCCGUGCAAAAUGUACUCAGCGGAAACUAUAUAUGUGAUCUUGACGUUGCUGUGGAACUUUCAAGUUACCAGUUGUAUUGUACAUUUGGCAGCAUCUCGGAUUUAGCGCUAAGCAAUCUGGUAGACGACGUUCAUCGAUACAUCCCUAAUUCACUACUUAGUGCAUCAAAUCGCGUUGCUAUUGCCAAGCUGGUGGUUGCAAGCUACAAUACUCUGGUGAAUAGUCGAUAUGUUCAGUCCGUGCAACAGGCUCGGCAGGCGUAUCUACGUCUUUGUAAACACCAGCCAUUUUAUGGCCUUACACUUUAUCAAGUGCGAAAUUCGCACCGUAUCACAAAUUUUCCACUUCGUAUCAUUCUUACGAUAAAUGACGUGGGUGUCGGUAUUCUAGGUGCUGACAGUGAUGAAAUCUUACAACUAUUUCCUUAUACGAAUAUUGCGAGUUGGGGCUACAGCGCUAACUCGUUUGUGUUUAAAGUGGUGAGCAAAGAUUUAGAGACCGAGUACUCGUUUAAAACCACUCAGGGCAAAAGCAUUAAUGACAACGUGGCCGCCUUAAAGCUUCGCAUUGUAAAAAGAAAAUUUAGCGUUCAACUUAUGAUGUUAACAUCAAAGGUGACUGACUAUCUGAUCAGUAAAUUUUUUGGCUUCGUAAUGUUGCGCCAUCCUAGAUCGUACAAAGUAGGAGGUAUCAAGUAA